Paramacrobiotus metropolitanus is the source of this 440-nucleotide messenger RNA. RefSeq lists its product as uncharacterized. NCBI's taxonomy places the organism in Eukaryota, Metazoa, Tardigrada, Eutardigrada, Parachela, Macrobiotidae. The transcript is spliced from 4 exons. The coding region runs from base 103 to 408 and encodes 101 amino acids. The record is from RefSeq and is a predicted model, not a curated record.
CCAAGGCUCUUUUAUUCGUCGUUUCCGCUUUGCUUGUUGUGGGAUUCGCUGCUGCAAACUCCGAACCGCAUAAACCUGAAGUCACGAAAACCAAGCCAGUCGAUGAGGAAGCCAAGAAGGCUGUCGGCGCACCUGCGCACCGGCGCACCUGUCGGCUGGGUUUCCAAAGAUAUAAGGGUCAAGGCCAAGGUCAGCAGUGAUACCGUUCUCACUCCGGUGUCAUACGCCAAAGAGAAGGAUUUCUAUGGUGUCGUAUAUCCCGACUACAUCGUCAAGAUCCGACUUGGGGCUGGUUCGGCCGAAAGAUACAUCCAAGCCCGUAUCUACCAUGGUAUAUUCGACGGCAAAUACUAUUUGGAGAGAGUCAAGGACGCUAGCCGAGAUGAUCCAAUUACAUACAUUUCCUAAGCGAAGCUUUACUCUCCAGAAUAUUGGCUAAA